This is a messenger RNA of Fraxinus pennsylvanica, 933 nucleotides long. Lineage: Eukaryota; Viridiplantae; Streptophyta; Magnoliopsida; Lamiales; Oleaceae. The record is from the annotation of a GenBank genome assembly.
AUGGAUAAAGCAAUUGAGAUUCAUUGUGGAGACGAGAAGACAGAAAACGAUAAGGCACCGUUUUCAUGCAUUCUCUGUGGACAAAGAUUUAGAGGAAGAGUUGCGCAGAGGCAAACUGCUGAGUUACUUCAUACGGCUGAAGAGGAUUGUGGAGAAGCAAUUGUGGAGAAACUCCAAAGUCCAUGCAAAUGUCGAAAGAGAAAAUGUAAACAUAAAACUGAUUCAGGUGAUUUGGAAGAUAUUCCUGCCCUUCGUUCUUUUCGUGCUAGACUAUCAAGGAGGGGCUGCAAUACAACCUCCAACCUACGAGGGAAAAUAAAUGGUGAAUUAUUCCAGCGCUGCUUUCUGAAAAUAUGGGAGGAUUCUCCUGAAGAGAAAAGGAACUUGUGUACAUAUAUGGAAUGCAUAUGGUUUUCCAUGUACACAACUGAGCAUGGUAGAAAAACAGUGCUGACAUGGAUUAAGAAAAUCAACAUAUUCUCAAAAGAAUAUGUUUUAGUUCCCAUUGUUAUAUGGUCUCACUGGUAUCUCGUUAUCUUUUGUCACUUGGGCGAAACUUUAGAGUCAAAAACUAGAACUCCAUGCAUUUUAUUGCUGAAUUCACUGCGUGAAUUGGGAUGGGGGCUUGAACCUCUAAUAAGAAGGCUUGUCGUAGACAUAUAUGAAACAGAGGAGAGGCCGGUGGACAAAAAUCUAAUGAAAAAAAUUCCUCUUUUGGUUCCUAAGGUUCCACAGCAGACAAAUGGUGUGGAAUGUGGCAUUUUCGUUCUGCAAUAUGCAAGCCUAUUCUUAAAGAAUGCACCUGAAAAUUUUAGCACUUCUGCUGGCUACCCUUACUUCAUGAAAGAAGACUGGUUCGGUAGGGAAGAAUUAGAGGACUUAUAUAAAAGACUGGAGACAGUUGAGGCCGAAUUUAUCAAUGCUGAUGAAUGA